Thamnophis elegans (Western terrestrial garter snake) is the source of this 10178-nucleotide messenger RNA. It is a transcript of the gene SLC49A4, whose product is annotated as solute carrier family 49 member 4. The record is from RefSeq and is a predicted model, not a curated record. Lineage: Eukaryota; Metazoa; Chordata; Lepidosauria; Squamata; Natricidae. The transcript has 9 exons. Gene Ontology annotation, molecular function: transmembrane transporter activity. Bases 634 to 2115 code for a protein of 493 amino acids. Gene Ontology annotation, cellular component: intracellular membrane-bounded organelle; membrane. Gene Ontology annotation, biological process: transmembrane transport.
AGUUCGCAUCCCGGAGGCUGCACCGAUUUCGCUCUUCUUGGGAACAAGCGCAGGUUUAUUUCUCCGUUGCCUUCGGUCCAGCUGGACCAUUAAAAACACUCCGAACAAUUUUUUCCUCUUUUCACCUUCCUUAUGUCGCCGAAGAGUAUUAAUAUAACUGGCUUUUCCCCACUUCCAGCCAAGAUUAAAAUCCCCACGCUGGUAACUCAUAUUUCGCUACAACUAGGCGAAUAUCCAGCGUUUUCUUUGCAAUUAGCCGGUUUUCGUGGACUGGCUUCCACUUCUCCCGUGGAAAGGCUAAAGUACUCUGCUGCGACUUUGGGGGGGGAUUGUUUCCCGAUGUGUGGGACGACAUUGUCCUCUGUCCCUAAGCACCCCAGUUGGGGAGAGGGACAGCUGUAACCCCGUUUAUCUGGAAGCCACAGGCAACCCCUUCCUUGCUCUUGCUAUCCCGGCUUCGGCGGGGAAGCGCCUUGGUGAGGCCCGCCUGCCUCGCGCAUGCGGCUGACCAGGUUGCCUCCUAGCCCGGGCGGGGUUUGCUUACAUCGCUGCCGCCGCCGCGGUUGGGUAACAUUAGGAUAACAAGCGGCCGGCCACAGGCAAGUGGGGACUGCCUCCUUCGCCUCCCCGGCGAUGGGCGCAGCCUGGAGCAGCCCCGCGGAGCGGGAGCCCCUCUUGCCUCCUACGCCGCCCGCCGGAGCGCCGCCGUUUGCUCAACAUGGCCAGUCCUAUCGGGUGGCGGCGGCGGCGGAGUCGCGGGGCAGAGGGACGCCUCCGGCGGGACCCCUGCCUCGCCUGCCGCCGGUGCCGGGCCGCGUGUACGGGCGGCGCUGGCUGGUGCUGCUCUUCUCGCUGCUGGGCUUCUUUCAGGGCCUGGUGUGGAAUACGUGGGGCCCUAUUCAGAACUCGGCCCGCCAGGCCUUCGACUUCUCCAGCUUGGAUAUCGCCCUGCUGGUCUUCUGGGGGCCCAUCGGCUUCGUGCCCUGCUUCGCUUUCAUGUGGCUGAUGGACAAGAAGGGCCUCCGGAAAACUGUGCUGCUAACAUCCUUUCUCAUGGUAGUAGGCGCUGGCCUGAGAUGCAUACCUGUAUCCAACCAACAAACAAGGAAAUGGCUAAUACACGGAGGACAGCUGUUAAAUGGAUUGGCAGGCCCAACUGUAACAAGUGCUUCUCCACUUCUUUCUACUACGUGGUUUUCACCAGAUGAACGUGCCACUGCCACAGCUAUUGCAUCAUUGAUCAGUUACCUCGGUGGAGCAUGUGCAUUUUUAGUAGGACCUUUGGUAGUUCCAGGGCCAAAUAGCACAUCAGCAGAUCCACCAGUGUUUGGAAAUAGUCCUGAAUACAUAAAGGACCGCAUUGAGGCUGUAUUGUUUGCAGAAUUUGGCAUUGUGGCUGUGAUAUUCUCUGCAGCGCUAGCUUACUUCCCAUCACGUCCUCCAUUCCCACCCAGCGUGGCUGCAGCUAGUCAGAGGCUCAGCUAUGGAAGAAGUUUUUGUAGGCUGCUCAGCAAUCCUCGAUUUUUAAUGAUUGCUCUGGCCUAUGCAAUUCCACUCGGGGUUUUCUCAGGAUGGUCUGGUGUUCUUGAUUGGAUAUUAACUCCAGUUCACAUAAGCCAAGUGGAUGCAGGUUGGAUUGGAUUUUGGUCCAUUGUAGGUGGCUGUGUUGUUGGCAUAGCACUAGCAAGGUUUGCUGAUUUUAUCAGAGGAAUGCUGAAACCUAUCCUACUUCUGUUACUGUCAGGAGCAACUUUGUCAUCCUUUUGGUAUACUUUGACAUGUUUAAAAACUGUCAUUCACCUUCCUUUAACUACAGCCACACUUUAUACUUCCUGCAUUUUGCUGGGUGUCUUCUUGAACAGCAGCGUUCCUAUCUUCUUUGAACUUUUUGUGGAAACGGUCUAUCCUGUUCCUGAAGGGAUUACCUGUGGCGUGGUCACCUUCCUAAAUAACAUGUUCAUGGGAGUUCUUUUGUUUUUCUUUAGUUUCUACCAUAGAGAAUUUUCUUGGUUUAACUGGUGCCUCCCAGGUUCCUGCUUACUAAGCCUUCUACUCAUCUUAUGCUUCAGGGAAUCCUAUGACAGACUUUAUCUGGAUGUGAUUGUCUCCGUUUGAAAACCUAAAGCAAGGAAGUUGAAGAGGAUGGAAAAUAGUACUGGGUUUGACCUGUUUUCUUGGAAAACACAUAGACUAAAGGUUACAGUAUACAUUCAAAAAUUCACCGGGAUUUUUUGGUUGAAUUUACAAACAAAAAGGGUUAUUUUUAAUUCCUAAUAUGAUAUUUUAUCAUUUAGAUUAUUAUGAUGAGUCUUGUAUUUGAAUGGAAUUAGAAUAUUUUUAAAGAAAAUACCUAUUCAGAAGAAUGUGUGCUAGAAGAAAAUAUGAACUGUGAUAUUUUAUUUAAUAAGCUGCUUGACUGCAAAGAUGUGUGCCAACUGAACCUACUUACAACAAAAGUAUAAUAGCAAUAUCAUCACAGUUAGGAACUAAUGAUGAAAUUUUUAUGGAUAAAAGCUUCUUUUUAACUCUUUUUCUUUUUUAACUGUUUGGUGUUUUAAUGAGAAUUCUGAUAAUCCCACAUUUGUCUUGCUUUGUAAUAACAUGCUAUUUUUUCAUUGUGGCAUGUUCAUAACUAGUGCUUCCAUGAUAAGAUUUUCAACUUAGUUGCUAGGGCUGAACAAAUUGUUGCUCUUUCACUGUGAAUCAUCUUCUAUAAGAGGGAAUUUAGUUAAAUACAAGAUAAAAGCUUUAACAUCUCCCUAGUUUUUUAUUUGAAGCUAUUUUUGCUUAUUUAAUCUGAAGAUACCAUUAUUUUAUUUUCCUCUCCAAAAGACAGACAGGCAGGCACAUACAUACACAGGGGGGGAGGGAGUAAGAGAGAGAGACUUCUUACUAAAUGGUUCUCGGCAAUUGGUGCUAUGAAUUAUGUGAAAUUAUUUAAAUGAAAUUGCCUUAUAACCUUGCAGCCUAAUAUAGACAUUAAAGUGAGUAAAUAGAGAAUUAUAGUCAUGAUAUACAAAAUUGUUUCUGUUCUUAAGAACUGAUAAUGUCUUAUAAAUAUGGCUUGGUAUUGAAGACUUUUACAUGAUUGUCUGAGAAUUAUUUUUGACUCGUGUGUCCUUCCAUCAGGAAGGAAGGGCCUCUUCCCCAAAUCUUUCAAAGACAAUGAAACAAAAAUUACAGUUUUUCUAUUAUAGAUUAGUCUUUUCCUCAAACUUGUUUACAAUGUAAAGGCUCUGCUUUUGUUUUUUUAAUAAAUGUUUAGUAAAGAGAUCUAUUGGUGGUCACAAGUGGCCAUAAGCAUUGCACAUUCAAAAUAUCAGAAUACAGAGCUUCUGAAAUUUAGCAUAGGCUAGAAAAAUACAAUGCUUUCACUGCUCCUGCAGCCUGUAUUUAAGAGGGACAAUUUUUUAUUUGACUUGUUUCCAAUGCUCUUUCAUCUUCAGUUGAUUUUCCAAAGUUUCUGGUACAUCAAAUCUAAAACAAGUCACACAUUACUGAAGGUAGCUUGUUUUUCUCAGUGUUAUGCUCAUUGUGACACAUAUAAAGGGAUGUCUUGUACUGUAACAAUCAUCUUGAUUUUUUUCAUCACCCAAACCCCGGAUGGCUAUCAUGUUGUCAUUCUGAGUCAGAAACAGCACUUUUCUGUUUGUCAUUUUUCCUAUAUGUAAGUGAAUUAUUUCUUUAGAUUAACUUUCAGGAACAUUAGUUGAGUUACUUGAUGCCUUUUUAUAAGAAUGAGGCCACAGUACCUGAUUGGCUAGCUAGAAGGAAGGCAGUAUUGCAUGCAUUAAUGACCUGGCUCUUGGUCCCCUGGGAUACCAUGGAGGCUGUCAGGGGGCCACAUUAAAGAAUGAAUUGUGCUGGUUGUAUGUACUGAAUCUUGGAAACUUGCGAAAGAUAAAUGGCUUUAUAAUAUAAUAAUAAAUGAUAAAAAGGAAGCCAUGCUUAGUAGCUCAUAGUGUAACUCCACAUUUUCGGGGAAACAAGAAGAGCAAAAACAGACUGCGGAUAAUAAAUAAGCUUUAUCUUCUUAAAAACCUUUCAGACAAAGAGAGCCAGUUUGGUCUACGCAGGUUAAGGCACUGGGCUAGAAAGCAAGAGCUGCAAGUUCAAGUCCCGCCUUAGCCUACAAUGCCAGCUGGGUGAUCUUGGACCAGUCGCUUUCUCUCAGCCCGAGUUGUUUCACAGGGUUGUUAUUGUAGGGGAAAUAGAAAGAGGAAGGAGUGUUGGAUAUGUUGACUGCCUUGAAUUAUUGGUAAAAAUAACAAAGGUGGAAUAUAGAUAAAUAAAAUCAAUCAAUAAGUAAAUCGCUGCAUCAUUGUUAUACAGUAAUAAGGGGUUGUGCAGAGUUUGCCUAAUAGAGCAAUGCCAAAAAGCCCCAGUAGGAUUAUGUCUUUAGUAAAGCCAUAUUACAUUAAAUUUGUGAUAGAAAUAGCCCAUGUUUUAUUAUACACAUGAUCUUUCUGUCAUUUGUUGUUUCAUUUUGCUUCUGUUCUGUUUUCUCCCUCGUAUCAAAUUAGAGCUCAUUUAUUAAAUAUUCUCUCAUCAGCAUUUUCUGCCAUUUCUGUUACUGGAGCUUCAGGGAAAGACACUUUAGCACCACAGUCAGGAAUUUCUCUGCACGAGGUCAGGGAAAUUCAAACUUGAAAUAUUUCACAUUAUUAAGCAGUAGCUGACAGUUUGUGAUAGCUUUAUGCCGCUGUUCCACAGGUUUUGGACUAGCUUUUCUGUAAUUGUUACUGAAUAACCAGGGCUGCCUGUCCUGUCUAAUUUCAGAACAUCCACAAAUGGAGCAACUUUAAGCACAAUUAUAAAUGAUUCUGUAAAAUUAUUUUUUUUUAAAAACCUGUAUCGUUUGACAAGUUAGCCCUGAAUUCUCAAAUUCCCAGUGUCUGAUCCAGUAUUAGUUCUAACCCAAUACUAUAAUUUGCAUAGAUCAGCAGCAAUAUGGCAUUCUGAGUAAAAUUACUCCACGUUUGUGCGUAAAUAUCAUAGUGUGCAUAAUGUCUGUGUUACUAAACAACCCAUGAGCUCAUCCUUUCAAAAAUAUUUCCUUACCAGAUUCAACAGUGACACAACUUCUAAUGUUCUUUCUUCACUAGAAAAUUAUCUGCCAACAUCAGCACAGGAAAUGUUUUAUGACAUUUUGUAUUAUGUCAUAAAUUGUUAUGUUUAUGUCAUAAAGUGUUUUGUACAAUUUGCCAAAUUUCAAUUCCUGUGAAGAUGGCCAAGCCUAGGGAGACUUGUCUCUCUGGAUUCAUGUUUUUUUUUUUUAAUUCCAGCUUAAUAACAAAGGAACUGGCAUUCCUUUAGUUCAUAUGCACCAUUUUACCCAGUUUAAAAUUAAAGCAAUUAGAAUUUUAGCAUUAUAUGGAUUACUAAGGCUGAAAACUUACUGACUCAGUACAAUUUAUGUAUAAAUCCACAUAAGAUUGUGUUGUAACAUAAGUAGGAUUACAUUUGCAUUCAGUUGUGCUAUGAUGCAUCACUCUAGGAUCAGUUUAUCCAUACAUAAUUAAUCAAUAUAUAACUAAUUAGGUAACCUGUACCUUUUCAUGUACUGUUGAAUUCCACCUGCAUUCGUGACAAUUUUAUUAGCAUUAAUAUUAAUCAAUAAAGGAAAAAGUACUUUUUUAGAAUAAAGUUUUUUUUGUCAUUACAAUUAUUGUAGUUUGUUCCAGGAGACAACCUGGGUAUUUGAAAGGACGAGUUAGUCAUAGUGAAGAAUUUAAAAAUACUUUACUGAGUGUGAACUGAUUCACAUUGCUUCACGGUGUUUGCUGAGAGGUAAAUCCCAUUGUAUUUAUUGAACUUUAUUACUACCUAAUUUAUUAUUUUAGCUUGAAUGUAUCCUAAUGAAAUUAGUAGGAUUUGGAAAAUACAUAAUUUUUAUUGGAAUCUGUGCAAGCUUGCCAUCAUAGAUGUGUGUGAUUUCUACAUAUAAAAACACAUUAGAACUAUAAAGCAUUUUAUACUAACUUCCAUGCAAGCUACUCUUACACAGAGAACUCUUGGACUUAAAAAAGAAAGAAAGAAAAGAUAAUAGUCACUAGAGACAGGGGAAGGAAUGCUAAACAUUUUCCAUGCUUUCAUUCUGUUACGUUGUGCUCUUUUCCUCCGUGACUUCUAAAAAAAACAGAUAGAAAAGUAGAUGAAGAAUUAAGCAUUUUUAGUCUUCCUCAGUUUUUUGUAUUUGAAUUUCUUUUCUUUUUUUAAAGAAAAUUGUUGCAUAGGAGACCCUGGUAUCAUGCAAUCUGUUCUGGCUAAUAUAGUAUCUUACUUUGAAAGUGUGCUAAAGCUUCUAUCGUUUUUAUCUUGAAUUCUAUUUAAAAAUGAACAUAAGAAUUAGACUUACAAAACACAAUGGAAAAGAUGUCUUAAGUAUAAAAGUUGUGCAAUUCACAGCAAAAGAAUUUCUAGCACCCUUGUCCACAGUUCUCUAUUAUUCAUGAAAAGGAAUCUUCAAUUCAGUGAAGGGAAGCUACCAAUGCACCCUUAGGAUUCAGCUUGGCAUUUUCUGAUGAUGCUUGUAAGUUAAACUGUACUGCUAUUUGAUACAUCAGAAGCAUAACAUUGUCUAGGAUAAUGUGAUAAUCCUUGUUGAUCUGUUAUAUAGUGCAUAUAUCUUUCUUUUCAACAAAUUGGCCAGCCCCAUAUUCAAAAAAUGCAUAUUGUGAAAAGACAUAAUAUAAAGAAUGCUAAAGCAGUUUAUAGACAAAUCUCUCAUACCAGUAUUUUCUUUGUAUGUCUUACUAAAAAUGGAACUAAAUACAUAUUAGUUGAAAUUAAGUAAUAUCUUAACCACUUUCUCUAAAUUGUCUGUAAAGAUUUCUGAUGGUUGCAAUUUUGAUUUAUUCAUUAUCUUCCUUGAUAAUGACCUGGAGAACUACAUUCUAAUUUGCCAGCAUGGCAGAAAUUAGGUGUUUGUGAUAUCGUUACAUAUAUAAUGGGCAUCAUAUUUUAUUUUCCAGCAGCAAUGUGAAAAAUUCUCGUAUUUCAUAUAUAGUGAGGGGUAGAAGAAGAAUCACUGUAUAAACUAUUAAAUAGUUUUAAUUAAUUAAAAAUUUAAUUAAAGUCUAUUUAAUUAAAUAGAUUUUUUUCCCAUGCAAAUUCAAUUAGAAAAGUUAGAAUUAGUCCCCUGAUCUUGGCCUAAUGCCAUUCAUUUCCAUACAACAUCUAAAGGGAAGUACAGAUAAUAGUCUACUUAUGGCUGGUCACUUAGCAACCAUUUGAAGUUAGAAUGAACCUCUCCAGAAUUACUUACAGCCUAGUUUUGAAAUUCUAUUGGCUGCCAUUUGUCCCCCAAUCUUAUGAUCACAUUUUGCAUUCUUGGUAACUAGCAUACAUUUAUGGCCAUUUGUAGUGUUCUAUGAUCAUGUGACCCUGAUUUUCAGCAUUCUUCCAGAAACCAGCAUUUAUUUCUGCUUCCUGGGGGUUAACAACCCCCAUUUUAAAAAGUCAUAAAAUUGGACAUAGUUGUUUGAACUAUUUGACUCCUGCCACGACUUAGGGCCAUAAGUCCAGGGUCAAUUGCAGCCAUAAGUUGAGAACUAUUUGUACCUCAGUGGACUGUAUAUCAUCUCUACCUUUGUUAGAGAGUUACUAGAUAUAAACUUUUAUAAGUGAGAUUUCAUUCUCUGCUAUAUUUCUUCUGAAUAAAAUAAGUAGAAAAAAUGCAGUUCUUUUGAAUUACAUAAGAAUAUUGACUCUCAGUUUAAUUCUAUCUAGAUUCUCUGACUACAUGCAUUAUCAGCCAGGAGGCACUUCUUUUUUGAUUAAUACCUGAGAUAUUGAUUAGUUUGAUAUCAGAAUAAAUAAAAGGACUUAAUUCCAGGCAUGUAUAUUUAUUAUUGAAGUAACAAAAGUCUCAGGAAUGUAUAUUAACAGAUUAUAUGUAGCGUAGAUGCAAAGAGGUUUUUGUUUACCUAAACAAACCUGUUUUCUGUCAAUGCCCAGUGAUUUCCAUCCCUGCAUUGUAAAUUGACAAAAAUAAUAAGCAGCAAAGUAUUUUUACAUGCAGGAUAAAAAUUGUAUUCAUGUGACUUCACUGUACAUACAAAGAUGUAAAGGUGAAAAUUGAGGAUUUAAAAUAUUUAUGAAUGCUAAUGAUGGAGAGAUUUAUCUUUGAACAAUUGUUUUAUAUAUGUGAGAGAAUACGCUUAUUCCAAGAUGAGUGCUACAGGAGUCCUUGUUUGGUGACUUUCUCAUUUAGAGUCAGUUUGCAGAUAAGGGUGAUGAAAAAAUAAAUUUGCUACCAACCUUUGCAUUUACAGCCUUCGUAGUUCUUUAACGUAAGAUCUGUGUAAGUUCAUAAGCACAGUUAUGGUUUUGCUUAGCUACCACUUUGCUUAAUAACCAAAUUGCUGAUCCCAAUUGUGGCCACUAAACAAGGACUGCCUGCACUACACAUUUUAAAACAUGUUGUUUUUUCUUCAGAAAAUCGUUUUCUGGUGUGCGUGUAUUCAGCUGCUCAAUAGUCUUAUGCAAGAAAGAGCAUGUAAGAAAUGCAUUGUACCCAACACCCAAUUCAGCCUUCAUAUUAUGAACAAAUGAUGCCCAUUAUUACAUCUGUACAAUGAAUUUGAUUGGUUGGCAUGUUUUCUGGGAGUGGGUUCUGUGAUUGGUGGGCAUUGUAUCACAGUCCAAGCCCUGCCCUUUUUGUCUGUAAACAAAAGGGAAGGGUGGGUAUCUUGAUGCCGUGCCCUCAAUCUUGCAGAUUUUGGCACAAAUACACACAAAGCACAUUGAGCCUGUAGUAUGAGCAAAUCCUGUGAUACACGGAAAGGGUGGCAUGAUCCUCAAAACCUGAUUGAGAAAAUUAGAAAUCUGGCUCAUUACCAGCUGUCCUGGUGUUGUGAAAUGUUUUGAAGAAAUCUGUGUUACCUCAAUUGAAAACGUGGUCAGAUGUGUAACCUCUGAGUAAAAAAAUAACCUGCUACAACUAAUUGUAGUUCAACCACUUAACUAAUUUUCAUUUUGCAUAAUCUGUUCCAUUUUAUAUGGUUUUUAUCUACCCUCCAUUAAGCAGGAAAUAGUAUAAAGAGGUAUCAAGAGCCUCCUCCUUUCUUGGAAAGGAGAUUUUAUUUUGUUCUUUUUAUGACAUUGGAAACAUUAUACUUUUUCUUCCUAAUACAUUCUCAAGCAUGUCUUAAUAAAGCUAGAACUGUCCUUCGUGUCAUUUGGUGGCUUGGCGUUGCAGAAUACCUUUGAGAGUGUUAAAUUUCUACAGUUUUGGAUACCCAUCUGACAUCUUAAGUUUAAUUUUUAUUUUCAGUUAAAUGUGCACUGCUUGUUCUGACAUAUCUACCAUCCACUAAAUAAUGGAAAGAUUUUCGUAAAUAACGUCAUCUUUUUAUAAAUGCUUACAGCUUUGAGCUAUGGUGGAAGAUCAAAAAUUUAGACCUUUCUUUUCCUUUUUUACUAGCUACCUACAAAAUGGUUUGAUGUAUACCUAGGUGAAUUCUAAUACUGUACAUUUAAAGCUAGUUCCAAUGCUUUAUUAAUUUAAUAUUUAACAAUCCCUUUUCCAAUCCCUUUUCACUUAUUUCUGCCAUUUUUAUUUUAUUUUGAUACUUUAUAAACAAAUGUAUAAGCUCACCUGUUGGAAUUCUGCAUGUUCUGUGUGCAAUAUUUCUAACUCUGUUUCUGAGAAAUGUUUUUUUACAGUUGUGUUAAUUACUUUAACAAAGUCUGGUGGCGUGAAUAUAUAAAAACUAAAAUGCCAAUUCUUUUUGGGGUUGGGGGGGGUGGAGGGUUAAUUAAGUCUGAUAUUGUUAAAGGAAGGGAGAAAUAUUAAAUUAGGAUUUGUAAUAAUUUACUUUUUGUAAUUUUGUAAAAAAAAUGAUACUUUUAUUUUAAGGUUCUACUUUUGUAAGUAAUAUACUGACAUGCGGCACAAUCUGUCAGAAGUACAUCCUGCUUUUAUCUCAUUGAAAUUUGGGAAAAAGCCCUACCUCUUUCAUCUUAUUUUUUGAACUUUAGCAGGAUAGAGUUCUCAUAUGUUGUGCCUAAAAUGCCUAUUAUUUUAUAAAGAGAAGUUAUUUAAAACCACUGUCUAAUAUACUAUAAAAAUAAAACUUCCUGUAUCAGAGCUAUCUUAAUGCCACAAUCUUACUGUUAAAUGUUGUGUUUUAAUAUGUGUAAUACUUGAUAUGCAUUAAAAGAUGUUAAUUACG